CUCCAAUUCACCGUCACACACUUGGGUUAUAUCUCGUCCGAUCAGGCGCAUACAGUUUUCGCGGCUAGUGGAUGGAUGAGAAAGCUCGCGGUGCGAAUUGCAUCCAGUUCUGGGAGUGAGGCAGCAGCAUCAGAAGCUCACGAUGCCACCUACCUUCAGGUCCUCUCGCUCGGGGCGCCAAUUUGGAGAUGCCGCCAACCGCAAUCGAACGGGGCAGAUCGAUCACGACGUGUUUGAAGGACUUCCUGUACGACGAUGGACGCGCCAGACCCAAACCAUUUCACAAGUACCUAAGAACGACGUGCCCGACUCCAGCGAUGUUCAAGGUUCGGGCGGCAAACCUACCAUCCCCGAACACCCAAUGCCCCGAGAUAGCCACUUGUUGACCCCGAUGAGUCGGGCGCUCCUGCGCGCGGCCCGCGCGGGCUGCAUUUACAUUCGGCAAGCUGCGAAGGACUCUGAAGAUGAUGACAAGGAGGCAACGGACGGAGAAGAACAACCCUUGAUCCAGAGCACGGAACGCAGCUUCGUGGCCCGCAAGUGGACGGCUGUCCCCAAGCAUCUCGAGGCUGUGGAGGUGGAAUUCCUGGCCAAGAGGCGGCCAGGCAUGCAGUCCCUGUAUGGCGCGUCGGCUACAGAUGGAGAUGGGUCCAAUUCGGGCCCCAUGAGGCGGACCCGUUUCAAGAAGGUUGAUCCGGUCACGGGGAACAUUUCGAUCUACGAGGCUUGGGUGCCCGAGGGACAUAAGAUUGAGGGAGAGAUUAGCGAUGAGACGCAGGUUGCGGCUCCGAGUAGCGCUGUCACUGUCACUCCGGAGGCCCCGGCCCCGGGCACUGUCAUUGAAGGCGUGGGGGUCGUCAAUGCUGAGGGCGUUGUAGUUGCCGAAGCCGGGUCGGAGAAUGUCAUGACCCCUCCCAGACGACGGCCUCCUCCCCCCAAGCGUAAGGCUAAGGGGGUGGGCAAAGGAAGGCGCAAGAAGGUUAUGUUUGCUCCUGGUGACGGCGCGGAUGCUUCCCAGGUUCAUGGGGCAGGCGGCGUAGACAGCGCAGCAGACAAAGAAGAUGAUACAGAUCCCUCAAGAUUAUCGGUCGGUCAAGCCGGUCAAGAUGAAGAGGAGGAUGAAGGCGACGAGGUUGAUGAGAGCGAUGACGGUGAUGAGUCCAUGCUCGAUGCAAAGACACCAGAGACUUCGGCACCACCGACCAGCACUGAGCUCUCGGCUGCUCCCGAACCGGUACCUGUACCUGCGUUGGAAGCCCUUCAACCCCAGCCAUUAAUCUCAGACAAUGCUUCUGUCGCUACCUCGAAAACGCCUUCAGAACAUCCAGCACCGCCCUCGGCUCCCUCUGAACCUCCAGAGGUGUCUCGAGAUCCAUCCAAGCUGGCUCCGGUCGGUAAGCCAAGCGCGACUCCUGGACUUUCCAAGGAUGUGGAAAUGGCAGACGCCGUUCCCUCAGAGCCAACAAAUCAACCUGCCCCUCAGCAGGGGCCAGAUUCACAGCAACAAACGCCCCAAGAAAGUGCAAAGGCAGCCUUCCUGUCGCCAUCUCAAGACACACUUCGGGCACAGGUGUUAGAGACGCCUUCACCUACAGCGAACAUGGAAGCAGUUGAGCCGCUUGGGGGCGCUGGUGGAACAGUUACGCAGCCGUCGUCGGAACAGCUCCAGCACGGUGGAGAUAUAGUCAUGGAGGGUUCCACAGACCUACCAGGGGAUGCUUCCAAGCUCUCCUCUAACCAACUAACUCCUGAGCCUUCGACUAAUCACAGAGUCGGCUCUCAGCCCAGUGAAGAAAGCACAGAGACUAAGAAGUCCGAUUUGCUCGGCACAUUAGAAGCGAGCCUGGAUAAUCCACCACAAGUGGUCCAGCCGAGCGAGCAAGCGAAUGAGGUUAAAAUGGAAUCAGUUGAUCGGCCUGCUGUUCCUGAGCCAGCUGCAGAAACUAUCCCCCAGACUAUCAGCGCAGCAGAGAUUACUACGACCCAGACCACUGACGAACCCACCGGUUCGGGCUUGGAGCGAUCCGUAGAACAACCCGCCGCUUUUGAACAUGACGGACAGACUAUUCAGCCACCGUCUGAGCAGCCCAUCACAGAACCAAGCUCUGAAGCCCCUUCGCAGCCCAUGGGCCAGAUCCCUGACAAGGCCGCUCCCCCGGCUGCGGCAGCAGAGCAAGUGGAUGAAUCAGUCAUCAAGCAACAGCUGCCUCAGUCUGAGAACUCGGCACAAGAGCAAACCGCACCUUUAGCUACAGAAGCUUCUGCUGCCGAGUAUACUGCUGCAUCUGUGGACACCCCGGCCGAACAGCCAGCUGAUCAAAAUCUCGAGCAGCCAGCAUCCACAGAUCAGCCUUCAGAGCCUCGGCCUCAAUCUCAAGUACCCACCGAAACACCGAAGGAACAAAAGCAGUCGAGCCCGGAGCAGCAUGCCGCUGCUGCUGCUUCCUCAGAGGCAACCCCGGCACCUGCAGCACAGCCAUCCCCGCCUCAAGAGCAGCCGCAGAUGCAAGCACAGCAGAAGCAACCUGAGCCCCAAGAACCCCAACUACCUAAAGCAUCCACCCCUCCUGCGCCUGUAUCUGCACCUGCACCUGCACCUGCACCUGCGCCCCUAGCAGAGGAAUCACAGUCCAAAUCUGUAUCUGGACCGCAACAGCCCUCGACCCAACCCAAUGAGUCUGGGGUUUGAUACCCCAAGCCUACCACUGCCCAUUGUUGCAUCCUCGCAAUCCGGACCCAAAUCAACCGCUUGAAAUAGAGGUCAACCCGCCGAGGACAUGACCAUUGCUAGAUUUCACUACCCAGGUGGGCAGUCCUCGCCAGGACUCCCCAAUCUUCAUCAGUCUAGAACAAAAGGACCCCGUGAGGUGUUCCGAUGCCCAGAUCCAAUUCGGUUCCGCCACUUUUGGACAUGUGUCAAGAAUGAGGUGCAUAUCGGGAUUUUAUGUAUAUGGUUCGAAGUUAGUCUAAAUAUCUCUUUGUGGUCAAUGCAUGUGGAUCCAUUCCUUUGUCCGGGACAUAUAUUGGGUUGCCUGCUGCGUCGAUUCAGCAACCAUC
Aspergillus homomorphus CBS 101889 is the source of this 3057-nucleotide messenger RNA. RefSeq lists its product as uncharacterized. Lineage: Eukaryota; Fungi; Ascomycota; Eurotiomycetes; Eurotiales; Aspergillaceae. The record is from RefSeq and is a predicted model, not a curated record. Bases 143 to 2689 code for a protein of 848 amino acids. The transcript is spliced from 2 exons.